AUGGAAGCUGUAUGCUGCUCCUCCAACACACCUCUCGCCUUUGCUACGACCUCUACCGCACCCUCCUCCGCUCCGCUUCAUCUCAGUUCAACCAUCGCCAUCUCCACCGCCAUGUCAGUCUGGAACCCAGAUAACAUCCGCGAUGUUGCCGAGUCGGUGGGCAUCGUCAACCUCAACAACGAUGUGACCGAGAACCUUGCCCGUGACGUCGAAUACCGCAUCGCGCAGGUUCUGGAAGAAGCCCUCAAAUUCAUGCGCCACAGUCGACGAACGCUGCUCUCAACACAAGAUGUCGCACAGGCCUUGCGCGUGCUCGAUGUCGAGCCACUCUACGGAUAUGAAUCCACGAGGCCCCUGCGGUUCGGGGAGGCGUCGUUGGGACCUGGACAACCGCUGUUCUACGUGGAGGACGAGGAGGUGGACUUCGAAAAGUUGAUUAACGCGCCGUUACCCAGAGUGCCCCGAGAAAUCUCGUUCACAGCGCACUGGCUCGCCGUCGAAGGAGUGCAACCGUCCAUCCCUCAGAACCCUACCGCGGCCGACUCGAGAAACCUCGAAUUGAUGUCCAAAGGUCCUAACGCUAGCUCGACGCUCGCGGCUAUGAGUGGAGGGGGCAAUGUGGCCGUCAAACCGCUGGUCAAGCAUGUCUUGUCCAAGGAACUCCAGCUCUACUUCGAAAAAGUCUGCAACGCCUUCCUGGACGAUUCCAGCGAAGAGUAUCGCACAUCAGGCUAUGCUAGCCUACGAGAGGAUCCGGGACUGCACCAGUUGGUCCCAUACUUUGUUCAGUUCAUUUCCGAGAAGGUGACCCACGGCCUGAAGGAUAUCUUUGUCCUUACACAGGUCAUGCACAUGGCGGAGGCCCUCGUGCAGAACAAAUCACUAUAUGUUGACCCCUAUAUCCCAUCGCUUGUCCCGCCCAUUCUCACCUGCCUGAUCGCCCGACAACUGGGCGGCAGCGCUGAACUGACCGAGCAGUUUGCCCUCCGUGAUCUUUCCGCGUCGCUCCUAGGUCUCAUUGCCAAGAAGUACUCGCAUUCCUCUCAUACGCUCAAGCCACGACUGGCUCGCUCAUGUCUGAAGACGUUUUUGGAUCCGUCCAAACCAUUUGGGGCGCAUUACGGCGCCAUCAUUGGACUUCAUGCGGUUGGCGGUGCCGAGGCGGUGCGGGUUCUGAUUCUGCCUAACCUGCCGACCUACGGGAACCUGUUGAAGGACGGCAUGGCGGAGGACAGCCCACGGCGACCGGAGGCCGAGAGAGUUCUCAUGGUUUUGAUGGGGGUUCUGGCAACGUUGCGGGAAGGACGCACGGCCCUCACCAACGGGCACGGGGGCGUAGUCACGGAAGACCUGCGGGAGCGAUUGAGUGGGAAAGUGGGUGAUUUUCUGGCGACGAAGAUCAAGGACGUGGGGGAGGUGGAAACCGCGCGGGCCAUUCUCGACGCUUGA
Aspergillus aculeatinus CBS 121060 is the source of this 1449-nucleotide messenger RNA. RefSeq names its product TATA-binding protein-associated factor TAF6. Gene Ontology annotation, cellular component: transcription factor TFIID complex; SAGA complex; SLIK (SAGA-like) complex. The record is from RefSeq and is a predicted model, not a curated record. Gene Ontology annotation, biological process: RNA polymerase II preinitiation complex assembly; transcription initiation at RNA polymerase II promoter. Bases 1 to 1449 code for a protein of 482 amino acids. The transcript has 4 exons. Lineage: Eukaryota; Fungi; Ascomycota; Eurotiomycetes; Eurotiales; Aspergillaceae. Gene Ontology annotation, molecular function: transcription coactivator activity; protein heterodimerization activity; RNA polymerase II general transcription initiation factor activity.